This is a messenger RNA of Peromyscus eremicus (cactus mouse), 333 nucleotides long. RefSeq names its product keratin-associated protein 12-1-like. Bases 1 to 333 code for a protein of 110 amino acids. The record is from RefSeq and is a predicted model, not a curated record. Gene Ontology annotation, cellular component: keratin filament. The transcript is spliced from 2 exons. NCBI's taxonomy places the organism in Eukaryota, Metazoa, Chordata, Mammalia, Rodentia, Cricetidae.
AUGUGUCACACUAGCUGCUCCUCGGGCUGCCAGCCAGCCUGCUGUGUGUCCAGCCCCUGCCAGGCAUCCUGCUGUGUGUCCAGCCCCUGCCACUCAGCCUGCUGUGUGCCUGCUAUAUGCAUUCCUGUGAGGUACCAGGUGACCUGCUGUGUGCCUGUGAGCUGCAGGCCCACUGUGUGCAUGGCUCCCUCCUGCCAGUCCUCUGUGUGUGUGCCCGUGAGCUGCCGGCCUGUCUGUGUAAGCUCCUCCUGCCAGUCAUCUGGGUGCUGCCAGCCCUCCUGUCCCACCCUGGUCUGCAGACCUGUCACCUGUAGCACCCCCUCCUGCUGCUGA